AUGUUACGAAACAGAGGCGUGAAUGUGACCGAGAGGAAGAUAAGACAGGACGUGCUAAAGGCUUAUGAGUACGACAUCUUCGACGUGCCGCGCUGGAGGUGCAUGCAGGAGUUGGGAGGCCAGGCUAACGGCUAUAGGCAGCCAAAGUACUGCACGGUACCAAGACCUGUCUACUACCAGAGCGUCAGAAGUUCCACCAACUACGGACGAGCCAGUCGAAGGUACGGAGCCCGGAGGGUGUACCUCCCAGAAAACGAGUGGGAGGCGAGCAGUGCUGACGAGUCCAUGAUGUUUGUUCGAAACCCAAGAUAUAACAUGGGAUGCUACUAUCCUAACGAAAGACCGUAUAGAAGAGAAAGAUAUCCUGAUGGUUAUUACUCAAGAAGGGCAUCCUCCACGUACAUGGAAGACGAGGAAAUGGAGAGGUUUCUGGCAACAAGGUACAGAACAGCAAGCUACUGUCCUAAAAGACAACAAUUAUCGAGGAAAGUAACUAGAAAACUAUCCCCAAUCUUCACGUGCGACUGUACUACCACAGCCAGUAUAAAACAACCGACUACUACUGACGUAGAUAAUGAUAACCCAAAAACUCAUGAUUUAUCUAAAGAAGCAAAGAACUUGUCACUUGAUAUUUAUAAAAUCUUAUCUUUACUUCAAAAAGAUAGAGCGCGUGAAGAUUUUUCUUCACGUUCUUUGUUACAAAAUAUUUAUGAUCUGGAAUGCAACAACACAAAUAGUACUGCAGUCAAGGAUAUCUGCACUCAGAGAGUGCAAAUAUCCGCGAAAUUGCCAAAACAGACAGACAAUCCUUCGGAGAAGUUUAAAGCUGCUACAGGAGUGAGAAGCAAACUUGAAGCGUUAUUGAGUGCACUUAAACAAUACGAAGAAGAGAAGAUGUUAAACGAAUUGGGUAGUUCCGACAAUUAUAAUGGAUCUGAUCCACCUUCACUGGAAGUCCGAUCGUCCAUCGACGAGAAAGACAAAAAAUCAUCAACAAACAUUAUGGGUCAACAAAAAGAUAUGGUUUUGCAAACUGAAAAACUAAAAACGAGUAAUAAAAAUCUUUACAGCAAGAUAAAAACGAAGAAGGACAAUAUGUGUCUACAAACAAUUGGGAAUAAAAGAUUACGCGAAAAGCAAUGA
Cydia amplana is the source of this 1143-nucleotide messenger RNA. RefSeq lists its product as uncharacterized. The coding region runs from base 1 to 1143 and encodes 380 amino acids. The transcript has 4 exons. Lineage: Eukaryota; Metazoa; Arthropoda; Insecta; Lepidoptera; Tortricidae. The record is from RefSeq and is a predicted model, not a curated record.